Messenger RNA from Scophthalmus maximus (turbot), 3006 nucleotides. RefSeq names its product selenoprotein O2 (gene selenoo2). The transcript has 9 exons. NCBI's taxonomy places the organism in Eukaryota, Metazoa, Chordata, Actinopteri, Pleuronectiformes, Scophthalmidae. The record is from RefSeq and is a predicted model, not a curated record.
AAUAAAUGCACACGGAAUUCUUUUCACUCGCGUUUACAUUUGCUUCAAGACUACAAAAUUGACAGUUUAUCUAUUUUUUUAAAAACUUUUUCUUAUUUUUUUGUGUUUUUAUUACUAGUCUGAGUUAUAUGAGUUAUUAAGUGUUCCUCUAGGCCUUUUUUUAUUUGUGGUUUAAUACUCUUAGUAGGCCUCCUAGGCUUUGUUUAGGCUCCCACUCAUUCAGGCAAGCUCCUGAACUCUGUCAAAGCAUCAGUAGCAACUGACGUCUCCACUGAGUCCUGCGUAUUCAGUCUUUCAUGGAGUCUCCUCGGAGCGGGUCCACGGCCCUGGAGCGCCUACCCUUCCGCAACACGGCGCUGAGGAGGCUGCCGGUGGAUGACUCGGGCGAGGCCGGGUCCCGGACGGUCCCGGCGGCGUGUUUCUCACGGAUUCGGACUCUCCAGCCCCUGGCCCGUCCCGAACUCGUGGCCCUGUCCCGGUCGGCGCUGGCUCUGCUCGGCCUGGGGGAGCAGGAGGUGCUGAGCGACCCUCGGGGCGCGCAGUAUCUGAGCGGCUCCGGGCUGCUGCCGGGCUCCGAGCCCGCUGCGCACUGCUACUGCGGCCACCAGUUCGGGCUGUUUGCGGGUCAGCUGGGAGACGGAGCUGCGAUGUACCUGGGGGAGGUCGAGUCGGGCAGCCGCGGGCGAUGGGAGAUUCAGGUUAAAGGUGCAGGAGUCACACCCUACUCCAGAGACGGUGACGGCAGGAAGGUGCUUCGCUCCAGCAUCAGAGAGUUCCUGUGCAGUGAGGCCAUGGCUGCCCUGGGGAUACCCAGCACCCGUGCAGCCUCCAUCGUGACCUCUGACCUCUGUGUCAUGAGAGAUCCGCUCAACAGUGGCCAGCGGAUUCCUGAGCGCUGCUCGGUGGUGCUGCGCCUCGCCCCGACCUUCAUCAGGUUUGGAUCCUUUGAGAUCUUUAUGGGUCGAGAUGAAUUCUCAGGCCUGCAGGGUCCCAGUGCAGGGCGGAAUGACAUUCGCUCUCAGCUCUUGGAUUAUGUCAUUGAGACUUUCUUCCCUUGCGUUCAGCAGGCUCAUCGCAACCGAAAAGAUAGAAAUAUGGCUUUUUUCAGAGAGGUGAUGACGCGAACUGCCGAGCUAGUGGCCAAGUGGCAGUGUGUUGGUUUUUGCCACGGCGUCCUAAACACAGACAACAUGAGCAUCUUGGGUCUAACUCUGGAUUAUGGCCCCUUUGGUUUCAUGGACAGAUUUGAUCCAGAUUUGAUCUGCAACGCCUCCGACAAAAGAGGCCGCUACUCGUACCAAGCCCAGCCGUCUGUGUGCCGCUGGAACCUGGCUCGCCUGGCUGAGGCGCUGGGCUCUGAGCUGGAUGUCGCUGAGGCAGGGGCUAUCCUCGAUGACUUUAUGACCACAUACGAAGCCUUCUACCUGUGUAUGAUGAGGAGGAAGCUGGGCCUUGUGCGCCGAGAGGAGGCGGAGGACAGCGAGCUGAUAUCAGACCUGCUGCGUGUCAUGCACAACACUGGUGCAGAUUUCACAAACACCUUCCGCCUGCUGUGCUGUGUCCCCUGGCCUGAGGAUGGCGACAGUGAGAGGGAAGCCGUGGGGCCAGUGGUGGACCUCAUCCUUCAGCAAUGUGCCUCCAUUGAGGAGCUUAAGGUGGCAAAUAAGCCAACUAUGGAUGACCGUGAAUUGGCGAUGAUUCUGUCCAUGGCCCAAACCAAUCCGGUUAUGUUCAGCAUGGCGGCAGGCAGCCCGGCUGUGGCCCAGCAGCUGGAGCGGAUGGGCCGGCUAAAGGAGCUGCUCGAGACGGAUCAAGGCGAGCUUAAGGAGAAGCAGUGCGAUGACUGGAUCCGCUGGGUUAGUCGAUACAGGAGGCGUUUGACCAAAGAGUGUGAUGAUGGCACAAGUGACUUGUCUCCCAUCAAAGAUCAGAGGCUCAGUGUGAUGUACAGCAACAACCCCCGUGUCGUCCUACGCAACUACAUCGCCCAGAAUGCAAUUCAGGCUGCAGAAAGGGGAGACUUCUCUGAGAUAAACAGGGUCCUCAAAGCUCUGGAGGAACCAUAUUCUGACACAUCUGGACUGGAGCCUUUGGAUGCAUGUGGGGGAAAGGAGCAGAGGAUGAGGGAUUUGACUGUAUGUUAUGACAGGAAACCUCCUGCCUGGGCACAAAGGAUUUGUAUCACCUGAUCCUCCUAGAGCCUCCCAGGCAGCUGAGGGAGGGAGGGAGGGAGGGUGGUCUGUUUUCAAUGGUUGACCAAAGUUUUCACAGCAGACAAGAUGUGGGUUGCUGGUAGUGUUACUAUUGCUGGUCUCCAUUUCCACCCAUUUUCCACCUAUCUCUCCUGCUUUCUGAAGGGAGAUAUUACCCAGUGUCUUCCUGUGUUCAUCAGUAUUGCCAAUGAUCAGUGUUUGUGUUCUUAUCUGUUUUUAUUGUGUGAAUGUGUUUAAGAGUAACACAGAGCAUCAUCAAAAUUCAACAAAUAAUUUCUGUUGAAAUGAAAUAGUUAUUCUCUAAAAGAUACACAGACAAUUUCCAUGAAGCUGAUUUUGAUGUGAGUAUUCUGAGUAUUAAUGUAGAAUCACACCUUCAAGAGAUCAUCUUUGCUGAUGAAGUAUGACGGCUCAGGCGACCAGUCACACAGCGACCUGUCUGAGUUUGAAACACCAGGAACACACUGACAUCAAUAAUUAACAGGUUAAUGAGGUUGAUCUAUCAAUAGUUGCAAUUCUAUGGCAUUUUGUUCCUACAAUUUCACAAUGUUUGAUAUUCUGACUAUCAUAAAGUCUGUUAAUUGCCAAACCUGGAACCAGCCUUUUUAUUACAUGAGGAUAUGUAUGUUUGUUUGAGCUUUUCUCACUGGUGGACAUCAUGAAUUUACAUGUAACAUUUUAAUUGAGUGUAUUGAGUUUACUUUAUCACAUUAUUCAUUCAGGAUCAUAUAAAAAAAAAGAUAGAAAUGUAUUGUAUUAUAUAUGUCUUAUAUUUCAUCCGCAUUUGCAUAUU